CUUGACAAACCAAAUUUGGAGAUAUUUCUGUGUCGCCCAGAAGACAGAUGGGCGAAGCUGGAUGGCAAGUGGCUGGAUCCAAAAGUCGGCACGCAAGAAAAAGCGUGGACUGAUGAAGAGAUCAAUGAUUUCAUCAAAGCCACCAUGAAGCGGCUGCGCGGACAGUCUUCCUACUAUAACGACUUCUGCGCACAUCUUUCACCAGAAUUCAAAACGCGGCCGUUCAAGCCGCGACCGAAGAAAAAUCCGUGUGCGAAGAAAGACCAGGUGGUCCAAGAGGAGGAGACUGCUGAAGCGGCUCCGGCGCUGGCGAUGAAGGACACUGAGCUGAUGAAGAUGGCCAAGGAGAUAUACGAGCAGGAUAUGGACAAGCCCACGUUGGAACCGCUGCCGACUCAUCUGAGAAUCCUCGGCUAUGUCCGCAAAUGUCUCUACAAGACUGGUAUUAGCGAGUACCAGAACAGUAUAGCCCGCCUCGCUUACGAGUUGGUCAGAGACGACCGCAUUCCCCGCUACCACGCUCAUAAUGGAUGUCGGCCCAAGUGGGGGCUGCCACCAGAUGGCAUUCGUCAGCCUGAGCUGGAUGGCGCGCCUUAUGACGGCGAAAGAUUGUUUUAGAAGCGUUUUGAAUGAGUG
Amyelois transitella is the source of this 636-nucleotide messenger RNA. RefSeq lists its product as uncharacterized. The annotation marks the transcript as partial. The transcript is spliced from 5 exons. Lineage: Eukaryota; Metazoa; Arthropoda; Insecta; Lepidoptera; Pyralidae. The record is from RefSeq and is a predicted model, not a curated record.